This is a messenger RNA of Drosophila suzukii, 2111 nucleotides long. Its product is annotated as calpain small subunit 1. NCBI's taxonomy places the organism in Eukaryota, Metazoa, Arthropoda, Insecta, Diptera, Drosophilidae. The record is from RefSeq and is a predicted model, not a curated record.
CAUGGAGAGUCGGGGGGAGCAUCGACCAUGGGCGGCGGUGGCGGCGGGGGUGGCGGCAGCACCAUAGGCGGCGGCACCCUGGGCCACGGCACCGCGAUGAGCAGCAGCACGGUCGGCAUGGGCCCUCUCCCCGGCACCCUGAUGCACGGCGCCUCCGGCGGCGGCGUGGGCGUGGGCGGAAACCCUGGCAACGUGUACGGCAACGGGAACAACGGAGUGGGCGGCCAGAACACUGCCCCGGGCUCCGUGAUCGACUCGCGGGCCGUGUCCGUGGUGGUCACGCUGCCCGGCGGUCCGGGUGCCCAGCAUCCUGGCCAGGCGCUCAGCGACUACGGUCCCAUAUAGUUAAUGGUACGCCCUCCGGACACCGCGCACUGGGUCUCGACCAGCAGUUUCAGCCAGCUGUAGCCGCUCAAGGUGGUCGACUCGCACGCCCGGCCUCUGUCUCACUCGCACUCUUAGGCUCUCGCUCGCACCCUCCAUCCCCGUCUCGCUCGCUCCCGCUGCCUGGGCCCCACGGCAAAGGUUUUGAAGAAAUGCCAUAUAAUUCGGAGUAGCCGUAGUUUGUCUGUUGAGUGGAAAGCGCAAAAAGAGCGUCUGUUUCUAUUUCCAAUUCUGGUCGAACUUGGCGGAAUCGGAAAUCAAGAAAUUUCUAAAAAAUAUUUCGAAAAUUCCCUAUCGAUUUACAUUAACUUUCUCACACAGAAAAUGAUAGAAGUCGUUUAAGGACAAAACGAUUUCCAAGAUAUAAUAUUUAAAGUAACAUUUUUGCUUGGAACAAGCCUUUUUCAAGUUCAAAGAAAAUUUUUCUUUUACUUUAUAUAAUUUAUGUGUUUAAAAGCUCACCGAUUACCAUUCCGCCAAACUGUUUAUGAGUUGGAAUUCGAAACAAGGACGAAAGUAACCAUUACAGAUGUGGUAAGCAACCGAUCUGCGCACAAGAUUCUAGUCCAAAAAAAACCUUUGUCUUCAAAAGCAGAUGAGCAAAGAGCUCAGGCGUAGCGAAAGAACGAUCGAAUCCAGUUGAAGCGCGUUUGUUCCACCUGCCAUUAACUACUUUCCUAACGACAUAUUUAUAACGUCACCUUUUCCGUUGUUACUCCCUUCCACAAACACUUUCCUCAACGAAAUAGACUGAGAAACGCAAAACCAAUUAAGUAACCGCCACGUAGAGCACUCGGGGGCAAAGUAGCGAGCGGAAUCUGCCCACACUGCCAAGUCAGAGCCACGAGCCAUAUUUCGAAAUUACAACUAACUUUUAAUCAAACUAACUACACUAUUAACCUUAACCUAACCGUAAACAUUAAACAUUACGAACGCAUAAAAAAUUAAAUACAAAAAACACUUCGAAUGCCCGUAGGAAGUUAGUUGCGAUUUUAGGGUUGUCGCAUUAUCAAAGAGCAGGCAGUCAGUGUUGCCAGAUACCAUUUGUAAAUUAUUUAACAUAACCUAAGGCAUUAUCCAACACUAAGUUUUGUACAUAUUUUCGAACCGCGCCUAGUUUGUUCAGAUAUAAGGGAUUCCCUGAAACUAAAAUAUAUAUAUAUAAAUAUAGUAACUUGCAUUUCAGCAUCAAAAGCAACUCUGCAUUUAAGCUCAACAAUUGAAUUUAAUUUUUACACACAAAACCCAAAAAAGAAAAGUACUACCAAAUCCUUCUCCCCCAUCACCAUACAAAUAAAUGAGUAAAUGGAAAUUGCCAACUUUUGCAGCCGAUGCAGGGCAUUUUUUUGCAUUUAUAAAAGAAGCAAAAAUAAAAAUUGUAUAAAGCUAAAACUUUUAUAUAAGAGUAUUAAAUUAAAUGUAACCUUAGUUGUAAGCAAAAACAGAAGAAAAUGGCAAGCAAAAGCAAAACGAAAUAUCUAUCAAGCAUUAAAAACUAUUGUAUUUAAAUUUAAUAUUUAUAUUACAUGGUAAAAGCAACAAUUUAACUGUUAGCAUUUCAAACCAUUUCACAUACGAAACAAAACAAGAAAGAAGGGAUUAACUUUAUAUUAGAAAUUAUAUGAUAUAGCAACAACUAUGUGUGUAAUGUUUUUUAGCAACUAUAACUAUUUCUAUACACAAAACGAAAAAAUGCAAAAGCUGUAAUAAAAACAAUAUACAAAAUA